Messenger RNA from Brugia malayi, 1587 nucleotides. RefSeq lists its product as uncharacterized. Gene Ontology annotation, biological process: GPI anchor biosynthetic process. NCBI's taxonomy places the organism in Eukaryota, Metazoa, Nematoda, Chromadorea, Rhabditida, Onchocercidae. Gene Ontology annotation, molecular function: alpha-1,6-mannosyltransferase activity; GPI mannosyltransferase activity. Bases 1 to 1587 code for a protein of 528 amino acids. Gene Ontology annotation, cellular component: mannosyltransferase complex; endoplasmic reticulum membrane. The record is from RefSeq and is a predicted model, not a curated record. The transcript has 8 exons.
AUGGCCACUGGAAUAGAGAAAGAAAAAGAAGUGAAUACCAGUACUCUUUUAACAAAUUUCAGAGAUCAUCUUAAUAGCAGUGACUCGUCGAAAGAAUGGCGAUGGGAUGCAGAAUUCGCAUUUUUUGUCCUGAAACAGUGUAUAAUAAGUCGUAUACUGAUGUUCAUCAUACAGUUUAUAAUGAAUGUUGUAGUAACUGAUUAUCCUUCGGACGCUUUCCAAGGAGUUCCAAUCCCGCAAGCGGAAUUGUCCCAAGUUGAUCGUUGGAUUCAAAUUGCUUUUGGUGGUCUAAUAAGAUGGGAUGCGGUACAUUUCCUGCAUAUUGCUCAGUACGGCUAUACUUAUGAGAGCAAUCUUGCCUUUUUUCCUCUCUAUCCGACUUUGAUUUAUUCUCUCACACUUAUUUGGAGUUGGGCACUGCCCUUUAUUCAUUUUUCAACAGCUGUUAUACUUACCGCUGUCAUUGUCAACUUUAUAGCUUUUGCGCUGUGUGGACAACUAUUGUAUGCGUUGCUACUCAUACUCACUAAGUCGACGAAACGUGCUUUGCUCGCUUGCAUUGUGUUUACUUUAAAUCCGGCUAGCGUUUUCUUUUCUGCUGUUUAUUCCGAAAGUGUGUAUAUGCUUUUAACUUUUUGUGGAAUGUUCGUACUCUAUGCGGAUCCGUCUCUUUCGUUUGUACGGUACAUUAUAGCUGCUCUGUUUUUCUCAUUUGCAUUUGCAACUAGAUCAAAUGGCAUUUUCAAUUUCGGUUACAUUAUAUUCCAGUUGACAUUAGAAACAGUCUACUCGGUGACAUUGCACAAAUUCAUCUGGGAACGCGAUUGUGGUACUGUGUUGUUGAAGUUAUUUCGAUUCAUCAUGUUGAUUACGAUUUGCUGGGGUAUAUUUGGAAGUCAAGUGGUGUCUCAUGGCUCAAGAAUACAUCACAGUUUCUGUUCUCGAAAUACCACUCACAGUAGAGCGAAAGAAAUGCCUGAUAUUGUAUAUCAGUAUGCGCUGCAAUCCAAACUAGUUCUUCCUCAUGACUUGGAAAGCUUAAUAUGGUGUAGGAAAGGACGAAAUAUAUUAUAUCCAAUUCCCUCAUUUUAUUAUCAUGUUCAAGAGAAAUACUGGCAAGUUGAGCCCUUUGGCUACUGGCAGUUGAAAAAACUGCCGUGCUUCAUAAUGGCCGCUCCAGCGAUUUUCAUCGUUUUAUAUGGCUCUCUGUUCGAAAUUAAUCUUUUAAAAAGAAUGCAUGGAUCAUUAUUUGGAGUUAUUCUUGGCACACUCCAGAAUGCGAGCAGUAUACUGCCGUUUCUAAUUCAUACGUUGGUGCUAACAUUUCUGGCUUUGGUGUUGUACAACGUGGAAGUGUUCACCCGAAUUCUGUUUUCGUCAUCACCAUUUAUUUAUUUAAUCAUAGCACAAUACAUGGACCGUCGAACUCCCCUAGUAACAUUAGAUGAUGUACAGUAUCCUACUUUCCUUCCUUUUUUCACCAAUUUUUCAAGAUCACACUGGAUGCAUGCCUUGCUAUUAUCUUACUUGCUGGGCUAUUUCUAUAUUGGUACACUACUGCAUGCUAACUGGCUUCCUUUUACCUGA